Messenger RNA from Coprinopsis cinerea okayama7#130, 1485 nucleotides. RefSeq names its product phosphomevalonate kinase. The transcript has 8 exons. The coding region runs from base 1 to 1485 and encodes 494 amino acids. Gene Ontology annotation, molecular function: ATP binding; phosphomevalonate kinase activity. Lineage: Eukaryota; Fungi; Basidiomycota; Agaricomycetes; Agaricales; Psathyrellaceae. The record is from RefSeq and is a predicted model, not a curated record. Gene Ontology annotation, biological process: isopentenyl diphosphate biosynthetic process, mevalonate pathway; ergosterol biosynthetic process. Gene Ontology annotation, cellular component: peroxisome.
AUGACAAGGACUACCGUAGUCUCUGCUCCAGGAAAGGUUCUCGUUGCUGGAGGCUAUCUCGUUCUCGACCCUGCAUACUCGGGCACAGUCGUCUCCACCUCUUCUCGAUUCUACACCGUCGUGCACGACUGGAACAACCCCAACACGAUUCGCGUCCGUUCCCCUCAAUUCCUGAACGCGAUCUGGACGUACAAGCUCUCGAUCGAUGACUCUGGCGUACAUGUCGAAGCGGCCUCUACCAACACCAGCUCGAACAAGUUUGUUCAUUUAGCUCUUCAGAAGACAAUUGCACUCGCGAUGGAGUCCAAGGGAUCUGUUGCUAUCAACUCUGCGCUUGCCAAUGGCCUUGAUGUCGCGAUUCUAGGCGACAACGACUUUUACUCUCAACGAGCCAAGCUGGAAGAGCUAGGUCUGCCGCGAACAAUCCAAUCCCUCGACAAGAUCCCACCAUUCUGCCCGACGAACGUCGCGAUCUCCGAAGUGCACAAGACCGGCCUUGGAUCUUCCGCUGCACUCAUUACCUCCCUCACCUCCGCCCUCCUCGUCCAUCUCUCCGUCAUCCCCCAGUCGUCCCUGUCCGAAGACGACAACCCCGACAGACGUCUGGCACAUAAUCUCGCCCAAUACGUACAUUGUCAGGCUCAAGGAAAAGUCGGCAGCGGGUUCGAUGUCGCUGCGGCUGUCUUUGGAAGUCACUUGUACACCCGCUUCGACCCUGUGGUUAUCCAAGAUCUCAUGAACGAUACAGAGGCCCGCCUGAAGCUCCUCCCCACCCUCUCGCCCUCGAAUCCAGCGUGGGACUACCGCAUCGAGCCCUUCAAACUUCCGCCCUUGACGCGCAUUAUGCUAGCUGACGUGGAUGCUGGCAGCGACACCCCAUCAUUAGUUGGAAAAGUCUUGAAAUGGCGUAAAGAAAAGAGCCUCGAAGCUGAUGCGCUAUGGAAAGAUCUGGACCAACUUAAUCAAUCUCUUGCUCAAAUUCUGCUUCAUCUCGGCAAAUUGCACGACCAAGAUCCUCAGAACUACACGGAGGCCGUAAAGUAUAUCUCCACGUUGCAGCCCGUCCAGUGGCAAGCCAACCCUUGGCAACCAGUGGGAGAGCAGCCAGUUGUCUCCACUUUCUACGAGGCACAUCGCGUUUCAGAGGACAUCAGAGCAAAGAUGAGGCUGAUGGGUAACCUUUCUGGCGUCCCCAUUGAACCUCCCGAACAAACGCGACUCCUAAACGGAUGUGUUGGCCAGGCUGGAGUUAUUGGCGGCGGCGUCCCCGGAGCUGGUGGUUACGACGCUAUCUGGCUCCUCGUUUGUGACCCUGUCAACUGCGCUCCUGAGAGAUCUCCUCUUGAACGCAUCGAAUACUACUGGUCCAACUAUGCCGAACUCAACGUCUCCCCACUCUCCGCCAAAGAAAGUCUCGCCAAGGGUGCACGAUUGGAAUCCCUCGACUCAAUCCCAGGACUGAAAGCUGCUGUCCAGGCCGCAUGA